CGUGCUGGCAGCGUGGCAGAAGCCGAGUUGUUGGCACCUUUGGCACAGUUGCUGAUGCCCCAAACCCCGCCCUUAGAGCUUUUUCGGAGCUUCCCAUCACCACCAGGGUGGGCUGGAAACUAUUUGGAGCCGGACUUGGCAGCUCAUGGGGUGUUGAAGGACCCAGAAGCUGCGUUGUUCAUAGAAUAUGAUGGCUACUGGCGGCAUCGGUAAAAGGCAGGUAUUGAGAUGGACCAGUUGAAGAACACAGCUUUGUUAGCAUUUGCCCCUCCAGGCUCCAAAGUGAUUCGCAUCAACCACACUGCUAGCAGACUGGUCAGCUGUGAUGCCAACAUUCUUUGGAUUUGUAUAGAUACUUGGCGUCAAGGUCAAGGGGAUCAGAAUGCUUUUCUUGUCAUCUUCAACUAUCUCUUGGUGCAGACGGCCGAUGGCCUUCAAGAGGAUUUAAACCAGGACAUGUUGAAAAAGCUGCAGUGUCAGCGAGGAAAGGCCACACUACAUGUAGCUGUCGACUCAAAAAUCAUUGUGGAUGCAGCUAUGAAAGCAAAAGGCCGGAACACCAAAGAGGAGAUCUCCUUAUUUUUGCAAAGCCAGGGAUUCACAGUGAACCAUAUUAGCAUGCUACAAGAAAACAAGUUGUUAGCUGGGCAAAGCAUCGACAACAAUCUGAAACCAAAGUUGCAAUGGCUAUCCCAGAUAGGGCUGAGCAAAAGUCAGGUUGCAAAAGCCGUGGCUGUUUUCCCUAAACUUCUUGGAUACCGAAUCGAGCAGAACUUGAAGCCGACCAUCCAGUGGCUGCUAGAUUUGGGUUUGAGCAAGGCACAAGUUGCCAAGGCAGUGGCGUGCAAACCUCAGAUUCUCGGAUAUAGCAUCGAGAAGAACUUGAAGCUGACAGUCCAGUGGCUGCGGGAUUUGGGUUUGACCAAGACUCAAGUUGCCAAGACGGUGGCCCCUCCCCUGCAAUCCUUGGACUUAGCGUCGAGCAGAACUUGAAGCCGACUGUCCAGUGGCUCUUGGAUUUGGGUUUGAGCAAGACUCAAGUUGCCAAGGCAGUGGCCAAGCAACCUCAUAUUUUGGGAUAUAGCAUCGAGCAGAACUUGAAGCCAACGGUCCUGUGGAUGGUGGGUUUGGGAUUGAACAUGACUCAAGUUGCCAAGCGGUUGCUACUUCCCCUGCAAUGUUUGGAUACAGCAUUGAGCAGAACUUGAGGCCAACAGUUGAUUGGCUGUUGGAUUUGGGCUUGAGUAAGACACAAGUUGCCAAGGCAGUGGCCUGCAAACCUCAGGUUCUUGGAUAUAGCAUCGAGCAGAACUUGAAGCCGACAGUCCUGUGGCUGUUGGAUUUGGGUUUGAGCAAGAUUCAGGUUGUCAAGAUUGUUGCCAGCAAACCUCAUGUUUUGGGAUAUAGCAUAGAGCGCAACUUAAAGCCAACAGUCCAGUGGCUGCUGGAUGUGGGGCUCAGUUGUCACCAAGUGGCGAAGGCAGUCGCUACUCAUCCUCCAGUGCUGGGUUACAGUAUCGAGAACAAUUGUAAGCCAAAAUAUAAUUUGCUGUUCGUUGCCUUCGGUCCGGAUUAUUCCGCUCAACUGAUUGCAAGAUUUCCACAAGUUCUGAGCUACAGCCACCACCGGCUUUCCUGGCGUUUAAGUGUUCUAGCAGACCGAAAUGAGACAAUGAAACUGGCAGCUGUGAUGAGUCUUACUCCGGAUGCUUUCCAGAAGCGUUUCC
Molecule: messenger RNA, 1727 nt
Organism: Durusdinium trenchii
Lineage: Eukaryota; Dinophyceae; Suessiales; Symbiodiniaceae
Source: the annotation of a GenBank genome assembly